AUGAUUAGAUCUGUGAGAAGAGUUUUUAUUUAUGUAUCAAUAUUCGUACUGAUAAUAAUUUUGAAAAGAGUAUUAAGCAGCACAGACCAAAUGUCAGGGAAACAUCCAGUGGUAGUCAUUGGUUCUGGGCUAGCAGGCCUGACUACAAGUAACCGGCUCAUAAGCAAAUACAAAAUUCCCGUGGUGCUUUUAGACAAGGCCGCUUCUAUUGGUGGGAACUCUAUAAAGGCAUCCAGUGGUAUCAAUGGUGCUCACACGGACACUCAACAAAAUCUCAAAGUAAUGGACACCCCUGAGUUGUUUUUAAAGGACACUAUACAUUCUGCUAAGGGCAAGGGAGUUACAUCGUUAAUGGAAAAGUUGACUGAAGAAUCCAAGAGCGCUAUCAAGUGGUUGCAAACAGAAUUCGAUUUGAAACUAGAUCUUCUUGCGCAAUUGGGUGGCCACUCUGCUCCUAGAACCCAUAGAUCUUCUGGCAAACUACCACCAGGUUUCGAAAUCGUGCAAGCACUAUCAAAAAGACUAAAAGACAUUUCCUCUAAAGAUUCUAGUCUUAUGCGAAUUAUGUUAAACAGUGAAGUAGUCGAUAUCGAGCUAGAUAAUCGAGGUCAUGUUACUGGUGUAGUAUAUUUGGAUAAGGAGGGAGGUCGCCAGAUCCUAAAAGCACAUCAUGUCGUCUUUUGCUCCGGUGGAUUCGGCUACUCAAAAGAAAUGUUGAGAGAACACUCACCAAAUUUAGUGCACCUGCCAACUACUAAUGGUAAACAGACAACAGGAGAUGGACAAAAGAUUCUUUCAAAAUUAGGUGCUGAAUUGAUUGAUAUGGAUCAAGUACAGGUUCAUCCCACCGGUUUUAUUGACCCGAAUGACCGUAAAAAUAACUGGAAAUAUUUGGCUGCGGAAGCAUUGAGAGGCUUAGGUGGCAUCCUAUUACACCCAAUCACUGGUAGAAGAUUUACCAAUGAAUUGAGCACCAGAGACGCAGUGACUAUGGAAAUACAAGCCAAAUGUCCAAAAAAUGAUAAUAGAGCUCUUUUGGUUAUGAGUCACGAAGUCUACGAAAAUUACACAAAUAACAUGAAUUUUUACAUGUCCAAAAAUCUGAUCAAGAAAAUGACCAUUAAAGAUUUGGUCCAACAUUAUGAUUUAAAAGUUACAGCCCCCGAAUUAGUUGACGAACUGAAGAGUUAUUCCGAUGUUAAUACUAAGGAUGUAUUUGAUAGACCAUUGAUUAUCAAUGUCUUUGAUAAAGAUAUUUCUGCCGAAGCAACUGUUUACGUUGGUGAAAUUACACCCGUCGUCCAUUUUACCAUGGGUGGUGUGAAAAUUAAUGAGAACUCUCAGGUAAUAAAAAAAAAUUCGAAUGAUGUAUUAUCCAGCGGUAUAUUUGCUGCUGGUGAAGUUUCGGGUGGUGUUCACGGAGCAAAUAGAUUGGGUGGUUCUAGUUUGUUAGAGUGUGUUGUCUUCGGGAAGACGGCUGCACAUAACAUAGCGAAAUUGUAUUGA
This is a messenger RNA of Saccharomyces mikatae IFO 1815, 1506 nucleotides long. RefSeq names its product fumarate reductase (gene OSM1). The transcript has a single exon. The record is from RefSeq and is a predicted model, not a curated record. Gene Ontology annotation, molecular function: FMN binding; oxidoreductase activity. Lineage: Eukaryota; Fungi; Ascomycota; Saccharomycetes; Saccharomycetales; Saccharomycetaceae. The coding region runs from base 1 to 1506 and encodes 501 amino acids.